Molecule: messenger RNA, 1437 nt
Organism: Drosophila simulans
Lineage: Eukaryota; Metazoa; Arthropoda; Insecta; Diptera; Drosophilidae
Product: serine/arginine repetitive matrix protein 1-like
Exons: 1
Coding region: 1-1437 (478 amino acids)
Source: RefSeq, a predicted model, not a curated record
AUGGCAGCGCACGUAUUUAACGCCCGGGAAGUUAGGGAGACCGGCGCCGGGGAACAGCCCGGAGCGAUGGGGAGUAGGGAUUCCGAUUCCUACCUCCAGCUCCUGGCGUCACCCCUGGUGUCGCGAUCCCCAUCCCCGGGAAGUAUGGAGGACCCGGAAGAGAUCCCGGACGUGAAUCUGGAGGACGACCAGCCAAUGGCGGAGGAGGAGGGCGUGGCCGAGGUCAUCACCCUCUCCUCGGAGAGCGAAGACGACGGAGGCGAGACGGUCACGCCGGAGGUGUCCUCGGACGAGGACGAGACCGCGCGGAAGGCCAGGGCGCGGAUGGCUUACCGGAGCAUCCGGCGGGCUACGCAGGGCCAGGGACGGAUAUGCCUCGGAGUCACGCCGCCGACCGGGGACCCGGCGGAGGCGAGACGGUUCAUGGAGGCACGAGUCACCACCCUGCGGCGUUUACAGCAAAUGGUAGACGCGCGGAGGGCCGCCGCCGCCGAGACCGCAUGGCAGGAGCGGCUGGCUCGGCUGCAAGAGGAGGAAGAGGCGUUGUGGGCACCAACCACGGAGCAGCCGGAGCCCACGCAGCCGCCGUUGCCGUUGACGCCGCCGCCGCCGGCGCAGUCGCCGCCCCCGCCACCACCCCGGAUGGCACCGGCGCAGUCGCCGCCCCCACCACCACCCCGGAUGACGGCGGCGCUGUCACCGCCACCACCACCACCCCGGAUGACGGCGGCGCAGUCGCCGCCACCGACACCACCACGGCCGCCGCGCACGCCGGCGACACCACCGCCGCAACCUCGCUCGCCGACGCCACCACCCCAGCAGGGGGAAUGGCCGCGGUAUGACCGGCAACAGGCGUGGGAGAUGCCCCAGGCCCACGUCGGCCAGGUGGUCCGCACGUUCGAGAUGGGCGGCCGGCUGUGGCACCAACAGUCGGUGACGUGGACGUGGCCCGCGUCGGAGGAGACCGAGGACGCGCCGGAAGCCCGGGUGUGGAAAGAGGCGGAAGCGAUCGGCUGGAGGAUGCCGGGCCAGGAGUCCCGCGAUCCGCGAUUGCGCGCCCGAGCAAGAGAAGCAAGCCCGGAGAAGGAGGGCCCGAAGGAGGAAAGCCCGGGAGUCGCAAACCCGGAAAAGGAGGAGUGGAGCUGGCCGGCGCCAGGUGAGGCGCCACCACCACCAAAGCUGCCGAGGCAGAUGUCCUGCCCAGAGGCGCGGCAACCGCCGCCCCGCCCAUGCCCUUGCAGGCAGGCGUCGCUGGAUGGGCAGAAGUGGAGGGAGGUACCGACGGAGGACUGGCCGCCCCAGGUGGCCGAGGAGGCGGCUCGACAAGGGACCCGGAAGCGACGAGGGCACUGGGCCAAGUUGUUCGAGCUGGGCGGACAGCGCUACCGUCUUAAGGUGCGGAGGGGCGGGGAAGUGAGAGUGACGGUCGCCGAAUAA